This is a messenger RNA of Mesoplodon densirostris (Blainville's beaked whale), 1810 nucleotides long. RefSeq names its product CD82 molecule (gene CD82). Lineage: Eukaryota; Metazoa; Chordata; Mammalia; Artiodactyla; Ziphiidae. Gene Ontology annotation, cellular component: membrane. The transcript is spliced from 9 exons. The coding region runs from base 228 to 1034 and encodes 268 amino acids. The record is from RefSeq and is a predicted model, not a curated record.
CAGGAGGGCGUGGCCUGGCCGAGGCCUUUGCGUUCCCCGUCAACUGCCGGGAGGGGGACGACCGAGCUACUGAACCCAGGGCUGCGCAGUCGGACGCUGACUGGGGCGCGAACGGGCGACGCCAGGCUUGCAGCGCCGAGCAAAAAGCAGAGCCAGCAGCCCCCAGCCAGGUCCCGCCCCGUGCUGACCGACCUGCCUUCUCCCCAGGGAGCUCCCGGACCAGCAGGAUGGGGUCAGCCUGUAUCAAAGUCACCAAAUACUUCCUCUUCCUCUUCAACUUGCUCUUCUUUGUCCUGGGCGCGGUGAUCCUGGGCUUCGGGGUGUGGAUCCUGGCUGACAGGAGCAGUUUCAUCUCUGUCCUGCAAACCUCCUCCACCUCUCUCAAGGCGGGGGCCUAUGUCUUCAUCGGCGUGGGGGGCUUCACCAUGCUCAUGGGCUUCCUGGGCUGCAUUGGUGCUGUCAAUGAGGUCCGCUGCCUGCUGGGGAUGUACUUUGCCUUCCUCCUCCUGAUUCUCAUCGCCCAGGUGACUGCUGGGGUCUUAUUCUACUUCAACAUGGGCAAGCUGAAGCAGGAGAUGGGCAGCAUCGUGACCAAGCUCAUUCAGAACUACACGGAUGGUCACGAGGACAGCCUUCAGGAGGCCUGGGACUACGUGCAGGCUCAGGUGCAGUGCUGCGGCUGGGUCAGCUUCUACAACUGGACGGAAAACGCCGAGCUCAUGAAUCGCACCAAUACCACCUACCCCUGUUCCUGUGAGAAAAAGAGCAAGAAUGAAAGCAGCAUUUUGCCGCAGAUGGGCUUCUGCGAGGCCCCCGCUGGCAGUAGGACCCAGAGCAGCAACGACCCCGAUGACUGGCCUGUGUACAAGGAGGGCUGCAUGGAGAAGGUGCAGGCCUGGCUGCAGGAGAACCUGGGCAUCAUCCUUGGCGUGUGUGUGGGCGUCGCUGUCAUCGAGCUCCUGGGGAUGCUCCUCUCCAUGUUCUUGUGCCGGCACGUCCAUUCCGAAGACUACAGCAAGGUCCCCAAGUACUGAAGCGGCCGCUGUCCCCGCCUCCCUGCCUGUCCCCCAACCUCAGGGCUCCUAGGGGUCUCCCUGGCUCCCCCUCCAGGCCUGCCUCCCACCUCACUGCCAACACCCCUUGUCCGUCCUGUGCUGGCUGGAAGUGGGGGGCGUCCUGGGGCCUGGACCCCUCUCCUUUGAUUUUCUGCCGCCAGCCUUAAGCCCCAGCUCUUCUGUGGUUCCUCCACUCACUGUCUGCCAGGGUUGUCUUAGCAAUUCCGAGAAAACUCUCCCUGCACAGGUGGGCUGGGUUUCUACCUGCCUUGGGGGCUGUGUAUAUUGUACGGGAGAAAGUGUAUUAAAAACUUGGAGGUGGGGUGGAUAAGGCACCCUGGGCUGUCAGGUGACUGCCCACUGCGUGGGUCAACUUUGUUUCCACUACGAUGCUUCUGUCCUCGGUUUUCACAUUUUCGUUGAGGUAACGGGAGAGGGGGGCUUUACCUGACAUGAGGAGCAGCACCCCUUCCCCAGCCUGAGCCAGCCCCACCCAGGCAGCUCAGAUCAGUCUGGGCCGUGCUGUGGGAACAGUGCCUAGGUGAGCUGGGCUGGAGCGGGGCUGCCUGGGCCAGAGGGUCUGGACUGGCCCUGGGCCGCUUAGGGAAUCAGAGAGGUGAACCCUCUGGGUGUGGCACAGAGCUGGCCCUGCAUUCUCCAGGACCCUGAGCUGUCCAGGGAAGCUAGAGGAUGCUUUUUCCUGUCCCCUGUCCCCCGGGGAACGGGUGGGUAAGGCUGUGCCUUGUAGGGGAGUG